UCUUAAGUUUCGUUUGUAAAAAUGAAUAGAUGUGAAGGUGAAUGGAUUUGCUUGCAAGUCAAACGCGACAUCUGAGGACUUCUUCUCCACGGUGCUUGCCAAGCCAGGAGCCACCAACAAUUCAAUGGGGUCACUGGUGACUGGAGCCAAUGUCCAAAGAAUCCCUGGCCUUAACACCUUGGGCGUCUCCCUCUCCCGGAUCGACUAUGCCCCCGGAGGCUUAAAUCCACCCCACACGCACCCUCGUGCCACGGAAAUGGUGUUCGUUCUAGAAGGUGAAUUGGAUGUUGGUUUCAUUACCACAGCCAAUGUCCUGUAUUCCAAGUCUAUUAAGAAAGGAGAAACAUUUGUAUUCCCGAAAGGUCUGGUCCACUUCCAGAAGAACAAUGGCAAGGUCCACGCUGCAGUAAUAGCCGCGUUCAACAGUCAGUUGCCUGGAACUCAGUCCAUAGCAGCCACAUUGUUUGCUGCUUCACCACCUGUGCCAGACAAUGUUUUGACAAAGGCAUUCCAAGUUGGUACCAAGGAAGUUGAGAAAAUCAAGUCCAGAUUUGCACCAAAGAAGUAGAAGAAGACUCUGCCACAUGAAACUUAAGCAUCUGGGAUUUGUUUUGAAUGGCUAAUAAUGUAAAUUUGAUUUCUUCUAUUUGGGAAUCGGAAAAUGACGUGAAACAGUACAAAAUCAGACUGUUAUUGGGAA
Messenger RNA from Olea europaea var. sylvestris, 700 nucleotides. Its product is annotated as rhicadhesin receptor-like. The record is from RefSeq and is a predicted model, not a curated record. Bases 125 to 568 code for a protein of 147 amino acids. The transcript has a single exon. Gene Ontology annotation, cellular component: cell wall; plasmodesma. Gene Ontology annotation, molecular function: manganese ion binding. NCBI's taxonomy places the organism in Eukaryota, Viridiplantae, Streptophyta, Magnoliopsida, Lamiales, Oleaceae. Gene Ontology annotation, biological process: regulation of root development; plasmodesmata-mediated intercellular transport.